CCAGUUCCACCCAGGACAGCCAUCGUGUCACCUCCUCCCCCGCCGAGCAGGGUCGGGCCACCCAGCCAGCGGCAGGCAGCCCACGGGAACUGGAAACUUGGAGCAAUUCCGUCCCAAAUUUCCUUGCCAUCCAUACUCCAUAGCAAUCCUCUUCCAAUCGCCCUUCCCCUCGCAGACGCGGCAGCGAUUCCGCCAUAAAUACCGGUCGAUCGAGGGAGAAAGAGAGAAGGCAAUCGACGGAGGAGCGCGCGGAGGAAACGAGGCCAAGCCCUUCGUCAGUUAUCGCCUGCGCCUGGGGUUCAUCCGGAGGAAGAAGAUAAGACAUGGGUCAAGCACUUGGAUUGAUUCAAGUGGAUCAAUCAACCGUAGCCAUCAAGGAAUCUUUUGGAAAGUUUGAUGAGAUCCUAGGGCCUGGGUGCCACUUCUUGCCAUGGUGCAUAGGCAAGCAGAUUGCUGGGUAUCUUUCACUGCGUGUUCAGCAGCUUGAUGUCCGCUGCGAAACAAAGACAAAGGAUAAUGUCUUCGUCAAUGUUGUGGCAUCUGUGCAAUACCGUGCCCUUGCUGACAAGGCCUCUGAUGCCUUUUACAGGCUUACUAACACCAGGGAGCAGAUCCAGUCAUAUGUCUUUGAUGUCAUCAGGGCUAGUGUUCCUAAGAUGAACUUGGAUGAUACAUUUGAGCAGAAGAAUGAAAUCGCUAAAGCUGUGGAAGAUGAACUUGAAAAGGCAAUGUCCAUGUAUGGAUAUGAGAUCGUGCAGACCCUGAUUGUUGAUAUUGAGCCUGAUGAGCAUGUGAAGAGAGCCAUGAAUGAGAUCAAUGCAGCUGCUAGACUAAGGGUGGCUGCCAACGAGAAAGCUGAAGCGGAGAAGAUCCUGCAGAUCAAGAGAGCCGAAGGUGAUGCAGAAUCCAAGUACUUGGCCGGUCUAGGUAUCGCAAGGCAGCGCCAGGCUAUAGUGGAUGGGCUGAGAGACAGCGUCCUCGCCUUCUCUGAGAAUGUCCCUGGGACCUCUGCAAAGGACGUCAUGGACAUGGUUCUGGUGACCCAGUACUUCGACACCAUGAAGGAGAUCGGGGCCUCUUCCAAGUCCUCUUCUGUCUUCAUCCCUCAUGGACCUGGUGCCGUCAAGGACAUCGCGGCACAAAUAAGGGACGGGUCGCUUCAGGCCAAGUUGGUGUGAGAGAGCAUCGAAAAGCGCCUUUGACAUUCGCAUCAGUAAAGAAGUUCAGAGCCACUACAAUUCUACAUAUCUUGUGAAUUGAGUAAAAAUUAGGGAUAAGGUAGUAAUGUGAUGAGUACUUGCACUUCAUUACAGCUUUUGUUUAUUCUGUCUGCUACGUGUGUUUAUUAUCUAGAGGGAAUAUAGGAUUGCAUGGAUUGUGCCAGUAAAGGAUAAGUGCCUGUUGCUGUAAAAAUUCGUCAUGUCAUCGUACUAUUUGGAACUAUCUAAGCUGGCGAGGCUGAGGAAACGCCUUCAUCAAGCUUUUUUGUGCUACCCUGAUGCUCUGUUGUGGUUAAUGAGGGAAUGUCAUGUUCAUUUUCUCACAGAUUAAGCAGUGGAAAUUAUAUCA
This is a messenger RNA of Setaria italica (foxtail millet), 1569 nucleotides long. Its product is annotated as hypersensitive-induced response protein 1. The transcript has 6 exons. The record is from RefSeq and is a predicted model, not a curated record. The coding region runs from base 324 to 1178 and encodes 284 amino acids. NCBI's taxonomy places the organism in Eukaryota, Viridiplantae, Streptophyta, Magnoliopsida, Poales, Poaceae.